UAGCCGGCCUUCUUCCUCUUCUUUCCUGCCCGCACACGGGAUUUCAUUUCAUUUCCUUCGCCGUUCCUUGGAGCCGGCAACGGACGGCGGAGAGGCGAGGCGACGAGCGAGAGGAAGGAGCGACCUCGCGCCACUAAUCCAGGCUUCCCGCGCCAUGGAUCCCAUCAUGAAGCUCCUCGAGGAUGACGAGGACGAGAGCUUGCACUCGGGCGCCGACGUCGAGGCCUUCACGGCGGUGCUCAAUCGCGAGGUGGAGGCCAGCGCCAGCAGCAGCGCCCCCGCCGCCUCAUCGUCCCAGCCGAUGGAUCACGGCAUUGAUCUUUUACCUCAAGAAAACAACACAUCAUUAAACCACGGUCAUGGCCAGUGGCAAGAUUCAGUAAAGAGUGAACUUGCAAACCAGGAAAGCCAACAGCAGGAACAGACACAUCUACAUCUUAGAAAAGAUCAGUCAUCCAGACCUGAAGUGAUUUCUCAAGGUUCUGAUAAUGAACACCUUCACACUAAUGCACCAAAAGAAUGUGAUCUGCCAAACAUAAAGCAAGAGCCUGGAACCACUUCUCAACAAGGUAUUGCUGCUCAGCAGCAGCCUUUGCAGCAAAUGAAGAGUCAACAAACACCAGGCACGAACCAAACAAAUAAUGCUCCUACGACGGUAAAAACCCCAGUUGUUACAUUUCACAUGUUAAUCCCGAUUUUGAGGCGCCAUCUUGACAAAGACAAGGAUAUGCAAGUUCAGUCCAUUUUUGCAAAGUUGCGGAAAAAUGAAAUCAGCAAGGAACACUUCUUAAAAGUUGUAAGGAGUAUUGUUGGUGAUAAGUUGCUCAAGCAAGCUGCUUCACAAUAUCAAAUGCAGCAUGCUGCUCAGGCACAACAGAACCCUCAGACAAAUCCAAGCAACUAUUCGUUAUUGAAUCAAGUUUCUGGCCAGCAGAAUGUUCCAAGUUCUAUGCCAGGAGAUGAGCAGAAAGCAUCUCCAGUGGCUCACCCCAUCCAUGUAAAACAAGCUAUUGACAGCUCAAGACCACCUCAAUUUCAUCCUUCCUCGUCAGGCCAAAUGCAGAGUAAUAUGGGUUAUCCAGCUUCAGAAAGCAAUAUACAUAAGGCUAAUGAAAUGGGUAACAAAUCAGAUGGAAAAGGUGUGCAUAUGCUACAAACCCAUCCACCCAAUGUCCACUCAGUUCUGGUGCAACCAAUGCAACAUAAUGUGCAGUGUCCACAAAUACCUUCACCGGUUUUCGGAACAAAUAACUUUCAUGCACGUCCGUUUCCAAGGCCAGUUGGAGGUCCAGUUGCAUCGCUUAGACCACAAAUGUGCCAACACAAUCAAAGAGCACAAUUAGUCCAGGGAGCUGCUACGACAAUUUCUGGGAGUGUGCCAACACAAUCCACAGUGUCUGGCAGUGUGCCACCAAAUCAAUCUGCAUGGCAACGAUCAGCAAACAAGGAACAUAAAACUUAUACUUUCACUCCAACACCACAUAUGAAUAUGGGAGUUGUUAUCCAACACUCUGGAUCCGGGCAGAAUUCUUUUGCUGCGUUGCAUGCAAAACAAGUCAAUUCAGCACUUGGAUCUUCAAAGGGUGCUGAUGUUUUAGAAAACCAGUCACCUGUGUUGAAUACCUCUAAGUCUUUGACUAUAGCAAGCUCAAGUCAGACUCAUCAAUCUCAUGGCACUCAAGCAGAACCUAAGAUGCAGAUCCAAUCUUCUGCGCAAGGACCUCUUGCGCCAGCAGCUUCUAAAACACCCCAAAGGAAGGCAUCUUCUGGACAGAAAAAGCCUCUGGAAGCAUUAGGUUCAUCCCCUACACCAUCUAGCAAAAGGCAGAAGGCAUCUGCUGGUUUCCAUGAUCAAAGCAUUGACCAGCUUAAUGAUGUCACUGCAGUUAGUGGUGUUAAUCUGAAGGAAGAAGAGGAGCAACUUUUCUCUGCUCCAAAGGAAGAGUGUCGAGUUUCAGAAGCUGCUCGGAAAGUUGUACAACUAGAGGAAGAAAAACUCAUCCUACAGAAGGGACUCCUGACAAAGAAAUUAGCAGAAAUCAUUAGGAAAUGUAAUUUGAAGGUCAUCGGCGCUGAUGUGGAGCGUUGUCUAUCAAUGUGCGUUGAGGAGCGGUUACAAGGGUUUAUAAGCAAUAUAAUAAGAAUCUCAAAACAGAGGGUUGAUGUUGAAAAAGCAAGGCAUUGUUUUUAUCCUUUAUCUUCAGAUGUUCGCAGUCAUAUAAUGAGGGUGAACCGAGAAGCUAGAGAACAGUGGGACAAAAAGCAGGCUGAAGAUGCUGAAAAAAUCAGGAAACAAAAUGAUGGAGAUGGCAAUUCAAAUCUUGAUUCAGAAAAAGAUAAGACCGACGCCCGUGCCACAUCAAAGAAUACUAAGACUCACAAGGAGGAAGAUGGUAAAAUGAGAACUACAGCUGCAAAUGUUGCUGCACGAGUUGCAGCUGGGGGAGAUGAUAUACUGUCAAAGUGGCAAUUGCUAGCUGAGGGAAAUAAACAGAGAAAUGAGGGAGGUGGCGGUUCUUCUGGUUCCUUACCAGGUAAUAUGUUGCCUCACAAGCCUUCACUAAAAUCUGGGAAAGAUGCAAGGGUGCAACAGGAAAUUGAAAAGGGUGGCUACUCUACUAUGCUUGGACCUGGUGGUGUUAGAAGGUCACCAGUUACAAAAGUGGUGCGGAGCAUUACAGUAAGGGAUGUGAUAGCAGCACUGGAGCGAGAGCCUCAGAUGUCAAAAUCCUCUAUGCUUUUCCAGCUAUACGGGAGAUCGUCGGCAGAAUCGGUUGCAAAAAAUUCGCAGUGAAAUUAUUGCUGUUCAUAUCACAGUGAAAUUCAGUUAGUUAUUUUGUCCAUUCGUGGUUUCUUAGCCUGUGAGGCAUCUUUCUAGUCGUAUGGUCAAUAUGACGAAUCAAUUUUGCAGGCAUUCGGCGGUUACUAGCGAGCCAGUGUUUCCCUGGAGCCAUUUUUUUUUUUUCGAGGGAACAGUCUGCAAAUGUAUUGUGUGGUUGCGCUCAAUGUCAAGCAACUUCAGUUUGCAUGAAAUAGCAUCAUGCUCAUUUUGUAUAGCAAGUGGUGUUCCUUUUAAUAUGUUUAUAUGACUUGCCAAGUGUUCAAUUUUC
This is a messenger RNA of Phragmites australis (common reed), 3110 nucleotides long. Its product is annotated as transcription initiation factor TFIID subunit 4b-like. Bases 155 to 2794 code for a protein of 879 amino acids. Gene Ontology annotation, molecular function: RNA polymerase II general transcription initiation factor activity; DNA binding. Gene Ontology annotation, biological process: transcription initiation at RNA polymerase II promoter. Gene Ontology annotation, cellular component: transcription factor TFIID complex. The transcript has 14 exons. The record is from RefSeq and is a predicted model, not a curated record. NCBI's taxonomy places the organism in Eukaryota, Viridiplantae, Streptophyta, Magnoliopsida, Poales, Poaceae.